AUGCCGGGGAUCGGGAUUUUUAGAAGCCUCCGCGUGAAAUCUCCUGAAGUUGUUACCCGAAACUACUUAUUGUUUAUCCCAGAGAAGACCCCCAAGAGUUUGGAAACGCAGGCAGGAGCCUCUGGAAGGCACAACGAGUGGAAACCGUGGCAAGAAAAGAGCAAUCCUGCGUUCUCCACUGGUCAUCUAGAUGAUGAUGGAUUGCCACAUGGAUUCUGUACUGUCACCUAUUCAUCAACAGACAGAUUUGAAGGAAACUUUGUGCAUGGUGAAAAGAAUGGCCGUGGCAAGUUCUUCUUUUUUGAUGGCAGCACCCUGGAAGGGUACUACGUUGAUGACGCCCUCCAAGGCCAGGGGAUCUACACUUAUGAGGAUGGAGUUGUCCUCCACGGCACCUACGUGGAUGGGGAGCUGAAUGGGCCAGCCCAGGAGUACGACAGCGACGGGCGGCUGAUAUUCAAGGGGCAGUACAAGGACAACAUUAGACAUGGGCUCUGUUGGAUUUACUACCUGGAUGGAGGCAGCCUUGUGGGAGAAGUAAAUGAAGAGGGGGAGAUGACUGGAGAGAAGAUAGCCUAUGUGUACCCUGAUGGGAAGACUGCAUAUUAUGGAAGGUUCAUAGAUGGAGAAAUGAUAGAAGCAAAACUGGCAACUCUGACUUCUGCAGAGGAUGGGAAACCUCAGUUUGAAGUAGUACCAGGCA
Merops nubicus (carmine bee-eater) is the source of this 703-nucleotide messenger RNA. RefSeq names its product histone-lysine N-methyltransferase SETD7-like. NCBI's taxonomy places the organism in Eukaryota, Metazoa, Chordata, Aves, Coraciiformes, Meropidae. The annotation marks the transcript as partial. The transcript is spliced from 5 exons. The record is from RefSeq and is a predicted model, not a curated record.